AUGAUCUCGUUGUCCGUUCCACGCACUUCUCGCUCGUUAAGUCCUGCGAUGGCUCGAAGUGCUCCGAGUUCUCCGAUGACCAAAUACAGUCCAGGAAUGGGUGAGUACGUCUAAAUAUGGGCUGUGGAUAUAGGAAUAUGCGUGAGAAUUGGAAUACUUUCAUUUUCUUUCGAAUUCAUGUCAAGUAGGCUAGUUAGUUGAAUUGACGGCGGCAAACGUCACAUCAUCCCCUCCUCCCUUCCCGCUCACAUGUCAAGUUCACGAACUUCCACUCACCUUCCAUCCCCCAAAUGCUAACCGACUUAUCCCCCCGUGAGGUCACUCUAAUCCGUUUUGCCUUGUCACAAGAGUGAACGAGCCUUCCUCAGUGUCUGCAGCCAGCUCAAGUGUGCUCGUUCUCUCGAAUAUCAGUUCCCUCCGUUCGUCUAUUUUUAGUUGAACUAUUUUUCUGCUCGAAAACACGUCACAUACAGCGGGAGAAGAGCAAGAACCAAAACGCUGCUUUUCUUUGUCUUGUAAUACUGCAAAAAAGUCGUCAACUUCCAGAAAAGGAGCAUCUCGUCAAAAGUCAUUCGAUAGGAAUGUUGUUGUUUUCUCUUCUUUUCUUUGCAUUCCCCGCCCGAUAUUCUAGUCAUGAGUACUACACAGAUCCUCUUUCCUCGAGGGGUCCGUCUGCCACAAAAGACCAUUGUGGGAAGGGGAAGCAGUUGCUCCUUGAGCCGACGUCUUCCUGUCGCCGCGUCCUUUUGCAAACAAUGUCUGAUUCUGUUAGGAGUCUUUUUCCGAGCAAAAGGACACGGAGUCACUGCUCCCGCUUGAACACUUUGCCUGGUUUUUGAGCAUUCUGAAGAGGUCUCCAUGACUUCCGCCGGCCGGAAAUAGAGAAGAAAUGCGUACGAUGAAACACCAAACCUCAGGCAUUUCUCUCCUGUUUUCCAAGUCACUUUUCAAAGCGAAUAUCUUCACACCCACUAAGCACAGUUUUAACACUCGAGACUUUUGUUUCCGAUUCAUUCUAAGUUGAAACCAAAGAUCUGAGCCCGCGUAUCCUCUCUGUUCUUUGAAACGUCUCUCCGGCGUUCUUAGCUGGGAACCUUGAAUAAUACCAGUUUCCACAUAAUCCAACGAUCAUAACACACACCCGGAUCUUCCUGUUUCGCUCGGAUCCUCCUAUUGCUUCCUCGGCAGAAACGUUUUCGCGUGCAAUUAGUUCUCGUGCCCUCUUCCUUCUUCCUUCUCUUCUGCUCCGUCUUAUUCUUCCCAUUCCCCUUCUGCUACUUCACGCCCUCUUGUUCGGUGUCCGAUUUCAAUGAAUCUUCUCGAGUUGUUCUUCUGACGUGGUCCUUGAAUUCUCCCAAGUGUUUUCGGUUGUUGUCGUCGCCUUUUCCGUGAAUCGCUGCCCGCUUGUUUGCCCGCACUUCCUGCCUUCCGGGGCGGAUCUCUGACUGUAAUGUUGGCCCGGCAACUGUCAAAAACACUCAUUAGCUGUGUCUCCGUCUCUGUCGGUGCCUUCAAUGUGACGUGGUAAUAACACGUCGCCUAUGAUGAUACCUCUUCUGACGUCUAUUCACUUUUUAUUUUUAGAAUUGUAGAUUGGCAACCAGAAUAGGCUCGUUGCGGAUUUAGAGCUUUUCAAAUCCUUGCCCUCUGAUAUUCGCACGAACUUGAGCUUCAUUCUCUGGUUCUUUCGGUACAUUCCGUUCAUUCUUCUUUGGAGCCGAUCACGAGAUUAGCUCAUUUCCCCUCCCUCUAGCCUCAGGGCAAGUUUGAAACAGAACCGAAACUCUUUCCCUCUUCUUCUCCUUCUUCUUCUUCUGAUUUCUUCAAUCCUUGUUUGCCAGUGGCAGUUGUAGCAUGACGUGGUAAUCACGAGAGAUAAGCAGAUUUGGGAGGGGCUUCUCGUCCGUUUCCGUCCGUUCUUCCUCCACUACUUUCUAUAGUUUUUGUGUGGAUCAAAAUGCGACUAAUAGAAUGAAGAAACGGCGAAGAGCAGAAUGCGUUUGUGUUGAUCUAAUCUGGGCUUCUAUUGUUGGCUCUUCCCGACCAGACACCGCCUUUUUCGUCCGUCCGCCUCCCAUUCGAAAUUAGCACUUUCCCUCUACUUGGCCUCCAUUCUAUCCGUUCCGUCCAUACCUGCCAAGGUAUUCAUUCAUCCACGUGAGAAAGCCAAAAUAAACAUUGGCAUCAUCAUCAUCCCGCCCGAAGACAUGAUUUCUGGUGCCGGCCGUCAUGCGCCGCACCCCCACCAUUCCCUCCGUUUUGUCCGCUCCCUAUUCGUUGUUAUUCCGGUCAACAAUUGAAUAUUUCGAAACUGAAAUACUCUUUUCUGUGUUGGUUCCAAAUCGUCCGUUUUUCAGAAUCCAUGUCCGCUCGCGACCGUUCCGGGAGCAUCUCGCUUUCCCCACGAAACAUCAUCCCCGUGUGCGGCCAACUCACGCCCUCCCAGGUGUCGGUGAUCCGUCGUUCCUGGAGACACAUCAACACAAAAGGACUCAUCGUCGUGUUGACGCGCUGCUUUUCCAGAGUGAGUUCCGAACAAAGAAGCACGUCAUUUCCGGUUGUUGGGCUAAGGUGUGCCCGGCAAUUAGAGGCAGGUAUCGUGGUGAGAAUUCGCUAGAAUGAACUUAUUAGUCACCCGAUUACGCAAAAGAUCAGAAGGGCUUUGGCUCGCGAAAAGCUCAUUGAGAUAUCAGGGUUUCAGCUCGAGUCCAACUGUCCGAUCGUCUCGCAAUGCUUCCAGUCGGCCACGUAUUCUCUGUCCACUAAUCCGAAUCAAGUGCGCACAGUGGCCGAUCAUGCGAAGUAUCUCCUUCAGCUCUUGGACAAGAUCAUCGAAGGUGACGUGGUGAGAAGAGAGGAAGAGAGGAGAAAUCAUUGAAAAGUUCGUAUUCCAGGAUUCCGAAGUGCUCCGCGAGAUCGGCGCGAAUCAUGUCAGUCUGAAACACGAGAACGGAUUCAGCAGUCAGGAGUGGGACAGAUUCCAAGAGAUUAUGGUCGAGGUGAUUCUGAAGCAGGACGGCGUCAAGCAGAGCAAGGAGACGAGCCGUGCGUGGCGCCUUCUCAUUUGUGCGUUCAUCGAACUGAUCCGGGACGGUUUUGAUGCGCAAGUCCGUCAAUUUCGCAGAAAACAUUCGUUCAAUGCGCACGUUCAGUACUUUGAAAACAUUGAAAAGUGAGUGAGUCUUUCUUCAUUCCCUUCCGCAACAUUUCCGUAUUUCAGACGCGUUGGAGUCUGCCCAAGUCGCAAGAUCUCGUUGAAUGUGGACCCUCGGAACAAUCCGAACGGACCUCGGAAGUAUUCACAGUACUGA
Caenorhabditis sp. 36 PRJEB53466 is the source of this 3311-nucleotide messenger RNA. The record is from the annotation of a GenBank genome assembly. Lineage: Eukaryota; Metazoa; Nematoda; Chromadorea; Rhabditida; Rhabditidae.